Messenger RNA from Seminavis robusta, 10264 nucleotides. Lineage: Eukaryota; Bacillariophyta; Bacillariophyceae; Naviculales; Naviculaceae. The record is from the annotation of a GenBank genome assembly.
UCAUCCGUGGGUUACUGGUAAAUCUCCAUCUAUCUGUGGUAGCAAGCAAGGAGCCGCUUACGGGCUGGGCUGGUUCAGGAGUCAGUCAGUGCUGUAGCUUAGCCGUGCGCCGUAUCCCAAUCCCCCGCUGUUACCGGUAUCCGUCCCAGCAUCUCAAACUAGAGAGAAUAAAUCCUUGUUGCGGCUACCCAAGGCAAACGUUAAUGGCAACAAUAACCAGGAAAGGACGGCCCCAACCUCUUUGUACGCUUCAUUGCCGAUCCAGAGAUACUGGCAUUGUUCCACCAUGAGGCCGGCCCAAAAAUCGAAGCGGCUGAAACGAUAUGAACAACACCCCAAGGGCAAAAAGCAAAUACCCGUAUCAUCACCUCUCGAGCAAAGACAAUCUGACUCCAGAGGUUCGUCGCAUGAUAACGAUAGUAGUAGUAGUCGGAGUGAUAGUGAUUCCAUGAACAUGACGACCACCACCACUGGAAGGAGAGAACGUCUCUACGGUCGUACUGGUCGACCGGCCAAAGCCAGUGUCCCCUCGCAGCGAUCAGAAUCCAGAACAAGACGGCGUAAGGAGGAGCCACCAUCACAGAAGGAACAUCAGGUUAUCGAAGAUGAAAUUGACAAUGAUGAAGACACUCUGAUAACAAGAAAUAGCCAAGCAGACACACGACAAUACAGUCCACCACAACAACAGCACCGCCAUCAGGACGACGACGGUGACGAAACCGCACAUGUCAGUAUGAGUGAAUUCUCCACGUCUCUCAAUGACCGAAGACGGCAAAGAGCAAGACGAAAGGUGCAGAACUCGCUCCGCGACCGGCGGCAACAACUUGCAAAAGAGGGCGAUUGUGCAGAAGACGAGACGAUUAUAUCGAACCUGACUGGCGACUCGACGGAAGCAUCAUCACUGCAGCAUCGCAUACGAAAACGAGCAAAGCAACAAGUUAGUCGAGUCCACGUGCGGACUCGAGGAGAGAGGCAUAACAACAAUAGCAGUACACCAAAACAAGACCAAGAUGACAAACUCUGGGAAAAGGGCGUGGGGGAAAGUCACCGGGGUGGACGAGACGACGAUGAGAGUCUUGCAACUGCUAGCUCGACGAGCACUCUGCAAGAUCGUGUACGUAGACGAACGCGGCGACUGCAAGAACGAGGCACUGUUCGAUCGCAUCGCCCGUUUCUGAGCCAGGAUGGCUCCACCAAAGACUACCGUGACGACGACGAACACGACCUUUCAUUCACGAUGGAUGACUUUGACGAGGAAGAUGAUGUGGAUGAAGCGGAGGAAAGCCACAUAAGAACAGCAGCUUCCCUCACAGAAGAUUCCACAGUUGUUCAUUCAGAAAGUGUGGGGCAAGUAUUAGAGUCAGCGCCCAUAGAUCUCAGUGUAGCUCUGUCGACGGAAAAUGGAUCCAAGGAUGACAGUCGGUUGCAGGAUCGAUACGAAAUCAAACGUGGCCAUCGAAUACAUUCGCGAUCCCCUCACAAAGACAUACGUGCCCAUCAGUCUACAUCCAAUGGUUCGUCCCAACACUCGGACAGGCAGCAGCCAAGGUCUCAGUCAAGAUCCCGGCGCUCCCCGAAGAAGGAGCGACAGCACCCCACGGCCCCUCCUUCAUCUCAAAAGAAGAGACAACAACAUUCCACUUCCCAUCAUCCAUCUUCUCAGAAAGAGAGACAGAAUUCCGUGUCCCAUCCGUCUCAUAAAGCGAGACAGCAUUCGUCGUCCCGUCAACCUUCGGACAAAGACAAAAAACCUCCUUCCCGGCUUCCUCCGCCCACAAAAAGACAGUGUUCCUUGUCCCAGUCGUCUUUACAACAAGAAAAACAAGGGUCCCAUCAGUUGCCUCAAAGAGAGAGACAGCAGCAAUCCAAACAUGAUCAUUCUUCUGACAGAGUUCCUUCGAGUAAAAGACCUCUCUCACCGCCGGGAUUGAAGGCUGUGGCAACAACCCCGGUGAACCGAACACGCUUUGACGAAGAGUCUGAACCACAAAACGGGGGCUCGGAAAACCUGAGUAGUAUUCUGGCUCGAGUUGACGACGUGAUUGGAAGUGAUGAAGAUGAUGACGACAACGAUGAUGGCGACGAUGAGGAUGACUGCGACACAGUAGUACAGUUGAAGGAACCACGUGACGAAGAUUGCAUCCUAUCCGUAGAACCAGCUUCCGUUGCUGGUACCGCUACUGAUGUGAAACGUUCUAAAGGUUACAUCAUCAAUGAGUCACGGGGGACGAUUGUGGACCAGUUUGUCGAGGGGAGCACCAGUAGUCAACAAACCAAAUCAAAGGGUUCUGGGUCAGGUAUUACUACGUCUGCGCCAAGCAAAGGAGAGGAGAUCAAGAGGAAAAAGAAAAGGGGAUCAGAUCGGCUAGCGUGCAACUUUUCGGUAGAGCCAUUAUCGCCCAUGAGCGAAGUGAGUCGAAUCUCUCCACGGCCAGCGAAUGCUAACAAUAAUACCGGUGCUCAUGGUAUCAUGGCCAUGUUGGAACAGUAUCUUCCAGAUGAUCUGAGCGAGGGUCCCUUGAAUUCUGUGUUUGAUCAGUACAUACCCACCUUUACGAGUGUGGAUGGCAGUACAUUUGACCAUUUUUCCAAGGUGUCCUCGACUAGUACGUCGCACCCUCUCCGCUUCGUCAACGAACUGGCAUUGACAGAGGAGUCGUACGAUCCCGCUGGAGAUGAGAAAAAGAAAGAACGCAAGUCCAAAACUCCCAAAGCAUCUGAACAAAACGGACCUUCGGAGCGCGGAAACUCUAGUUCUAUGCAGCAGGACAGCAACGGCUCAAGCGGCAUGACCCAAGAUAAGGGCUCAGAGCCUGGUCCUCGGAGUUUGGAUACUCAAGUCACGAACCAAGCAGAAUCGUAUUCCAAGCGAGCUUCCGAUUUGAGCGAGGAGGGCAUCGAGGUUACCGAAACAGAAACAUCCUUGGUUGUUGAGCCCCCUUCAGCAGAACAACUUUGUGAAGAAUCAGCACCGACUGAGGCAGAGCUUCCGCCAGAGCAAUUUGUGAACAAUUUACGAAAGAUUCUCUUCUCCACAACGAUCCAGGUGGUAUCACCCAAAUAUCGAGGCUGGAAGCCAGAAGAGCUCGAGGUAAUCCUAGUGGAAAGCCCCCAAAGCACCAAUCUGGGCACUAUACCAACUGCUGUAACGGAGACCAGUUCUCAUUCCAGCUACGAACGAGAUUUGGAGAACUUGCAAAUCGAGAAAGCCGAGAACUACAGUGUUUCGACGACACCAGUUUCCGCCGAUGCAAGCUCCAGCUAUUCUUCUAUUCCUCCGAUCACAGCCACCCUAUCUUAUGACUCAGAGGAUCCAAUUCCGGCUCCACCUGAUGGAGUCUCGGCUGCAUCUGACGAAGAUGAGGACUCGCAUUUUGAUGACUAUGAACCUACACCUCGAGCCGCUCAACAUGACCAAAGAUCGCAUUCGAAACCGCUUGAACCAGUUGUCUUGUCUAUGAACGUCCGGUCGAAGCCGUCUCAUUUCUUCCAUGAGACCCCUUCAUCUGCACAAGGCGAGCUGCGGAUGAAACUGGAUGAAAUUCACGGUAACAAGGCGGCGUUGAAGAAUCAACAACUGGAAACAGCUUUGACUCUGCUUGCAACGGAAAAUACCUCAGGACACACGCAGCGUCUCAUUCGACGUACCAGAAGCGAAGAUGUACCUUGCAGCCAUCAAGCUGCCCCAUUCCACGAUACAAUUCUAGAGCAAAUAGACCUUCCACCUGUGGAUGAGUGUUCUGAUCAUGCUUUCGGCAAAUGCGAUCAAGCGGACAACAAGGAAAAUCAGUUUUCUUCUCCGGACCUUAUGUGGCAAUCGACGCACGAAAGCAUUCGCCAGUUGAAAGAAACGAGUUCUUCGCAACGCCAACUACUAACGAGAUUGGUCGCGGAAAGAAAUGGGGCAAAUGCCACCGCCUCCACGGCAAAGUAUAAAUUGACAGCAUGCUCCGGUCUUCUUUCCAGCAAGGACCACGAAAUUGAAGGUUUGCGACGUGCGAAUAGGAUCCUGCGAGUACAAGUGGCACAAGUAAAGACCACUAAAAUUACCCCAGAAGUGGCACCCGAGAAUCACAAUCAAGUGAAACAGUUGACUGAAAAGCUACAUGAACUAGAUGCAAACGGAGUUGUGGUGGACCAGGAGCAACUGGAUCGAGAGGCCAAAGAGAAUGUUGCUUCACGACUCUACAGGUCGGAACGCAACGUUUCAUCUGAGUUCCUUGAAAUCGAUCACUGCAUAUUCGAGCUGAAAUGCAACGAGGUUACCACUCUCCAGGUCAGUCAAGUGCACGAGGCUCCAUUUCAAGAUCGUGACGACAAGAGAGACGACGACGAUUCCUCGACGAGCGCAGACCACGAAAUUCAUGCUGCUAUCGAAAAGAUUGUUGCCAAUGAAACCGCCUUCCUCCAGGAAAAGGUGGCUUCUUUGGAGGAGCAACUAGCCAUACGUUCCGAAACGCACGACCGAAGAAUACCACCCCAAGAACCGGAUGGUGAUUCCCCCGAGCAUUCCGUGAGCAUCUCUUCGAAGCAGCAUGAUCGUGAUGGAAAUGUCGUUGGCAUGGCGAUGACUCCGGGGGGUUCUGAUCCAAGCCUCCUAGAAGGAGUCUCCAGGCGGCUCGAAAAAGCAAUUCAUGCCCUCAAGGAGUUGUCCACCGAAAAAGAGGUUCUGAAGCAAGAACUUCGAGCAUCUCGGGGAGAGUGUCAGGGUUACAAAGAGAAACUGGCGCUCAAAGAAGAAGAGAUUCUGUCGCUCAAGGAGAGUUCGGCGAAGGCUCUGGAUCAUUCCGAGAGGCAGCUCCAGUAUUACAAGCAGAAUGCGCUUUCAAUAGAAGAGAAAUCAGUCACUUCUGAUGAUACUAAGCAUGAAAGAAAGUCAAUGCGCAACCUCGUCGACUCUCUUCAAAAGGACUACGCUGAAGCGGAGCGGCGUCGAGUGGAAGCGACUUCAAAGUAUGAAGCAGUUGAUUUGGAACUGAAGCGGACAAAACGUGAUCUGGAGAGCAAAAUCCUUGAUAAUGACGAUCUUUUAAAGAAGACUGAACAGCUCUUUUCGGCCAAAUUAGAAAGCGACGAGAAGAUACUGCUGAUUGAGGGCCAUCGAUCAAGUAACGAGAAACGAACCAACGAUGAUGAAUUCCUCAAGCAUUACAAGCGCAGCGUCGCUAAACUCGAGCAAGAGAUCUCAAUGCUGCGGGAGAGCGAAAAAGAAUCAGCUGAAAAGACUCGAGUCGAGAUUUGUUCCCUACGUGGGCUCGUCGAGCAGCUUCGACGGGACUACAGCGAGGCAAAGCAUGCGAGUGAUGGAGCAACAGAAAAGGUGAGGGACGUGGAGAGCCAACGCAACCAUCUCAAGCUUGAAUUGCAGAACAGCAAACUGGAGAAUCAAGACAUUGCUGCCAAGGCCAAACAGUUACACGCAGAGAAGGAAGCCUUGGAAACGAAGAUAGCUUCGUUGGAGACGAAAGCAGCCCAAUUGAAGUUGGAAACGAAGAGGAAAUCUUUGCAGAGUGAUGGGGAUAUCGAACUAUUCAAGCUAAGUGUCCAAAAACUCGAAAAUGAGCUGGCAACUCUGAAGGAACACGAAAUGGUUAAGACGGAGAAAGCUUCGAACGAGGUUUCUUCCUUAAAGAGUGAAAUAGUGCAUCUUCAGGACGAACUCAGCGUCGUCUCAAAGGAUAGGGACGCGACCGCCUCUGAGCUAAAGGCGCUGUCAGACAAAUUGUCACAGAUCUCACAAGAUCUCGACAAGAGCCGGGAAGAGAAGCAGAGGCUAGAGCGUGACCUGGAAAAGGCGAGGCGCGAGAAAGAACGGCUCUCUUGCGAAGUCCAGCAACUUCUCGUGACGAAAGAGGACUUUGAGGGGCGUCUCGCCACUCUUCGAUCCGCUUUGACUUCUACUCACGAUGACAGAAAGAGAUUCAUCGAAGAAAACAAGCUAUCCAUAGAGCAGUACAGGACUCAAAUCAAAGGACUCGAAGCAAGUGUCAAGACUAUGAACGAUCGCCACGCACAGGCUGUUGAGGAAACUCAAAGGGUAUCAGCCGCCCACCAAGAAUGCAUGUCAAGUUUGCGAAAGGAGCUUGAAAGCGACAGAAUUGCGCUGGAAGAAUCCCGACAAAUGGUCGCCUCAAAGGAGGAGACCAUUCAGGAAUGCCGAAAACGCAUGGACGAGGACGCAGAGAAGGCGACAAUGAUGAUUGAUUCGAAAGAAAAACGCAUUUUGGAACUUCAAAAGGAUGUGUUCCGAGUUGAAGGAGAGCGAGACGCGAUCUCGUCAACUUGCGACGCCGUUACAUUUGAACUCGAACGCGCCAAGCUCGAUUUGGAGAGCCGAAUCUUGGACAACACGGAGCUGUCGUUGAGAGUAGAGCAGCUGUUCGCCGCCAAGGAGGAGUGCGAAGAGAAGAUCGCUUCGUUGGAGGGUUGUGCUGCCAGCAAGACCUCAAUAGAAAAUCAUGUUGAUGGCACCGAAUGGUCCAACAACAAGGAGGAGGCAUUCUUUAUGGCAAAGAUGAGAAUUUCAACGCUACAAAGUGAGGUCGAGGAGCUCCGUGAACAAGCCAAGGCCAAGGAAGACGAUGCAUUUUCAGACUACCACAUUUCAGAUGAUGUAUACAAGCUGAACCGAGAAAAGCAGGAGGCUGCCGCCAAGUGCGCUUACCUCUCCAAAGAAAACGAGAAUAUAUCUGCCAUGCUGGAAGUCACGCGAAAUGACUUGAGCCAAAGCAUUAUUGAAAUCGCAAGACUUGAAAUGGACCUAGACGAUGCUUCGAAGGGACUUGGAAGCCUAUCAGCAUCAAAGUCGUACGACUCCGAGAAGACAGAGAGCAUCUCAUUUUUAUCCAAGCAGAACGAUGAGCUCUCCAAGAAAUUGGAGCUCGCACUCGCGGAGAACAAAGCUUCAAGGUCCAAAGCCGAAAAUGUGGAGAAUCAAUCCAAUGCCAAGUUCAACCAAGACAACGAACUGCUAAUGGGUAGAAUAAGACUGUUGGAAUCGGGAUCGCGGGAAAUGAAAGAAUCUUGCUUACAACUCAAAAAAGACAAGCAGGAUCUACUCGGCAGAAUCAGGACCUUAGAAAAGGAAGCCCUCAAAAAGGCAAAGGAAGAUCUGGCAACAGUCUCCGAGAAACGGGCUCUCAUGGACGAAAUUCGGCGCCUCGAGGAGUCGCAGAUCACUGCCAAUGCGAAGAUAUCAAGUCAAAAAGCAUCCCUCGAAGCUGCCAGAGCCGAAGCAGAAAGAGCAAAGGAGAGUCUCUUUUCACCAUCAGAAAAGCGGGCACUCAUGGAUGAAAUUCGGCGCCUCGAGGAGUCGCAGAUCAGUGCGAAUGCCAAGAUAUCUAGCCAAAAGGCAUCCAUCGAUGCUGCCAGAACUGAAGCAGAAGAAAGAGCAAAGGAAAGUCUCUUUUCUGCAUCAGAGAAGCGGGCUCUUAUGGACGAAAUUCGCCGUCUAGAGGAACUUCAAAUAUCUUCCCACACAAAGAUAUCCAAUCAACAUGCAUCCCUAGACGCUGCUAGAACUGAAGUCUCAGAACUGAAAUGUGAGCUUCUUAGGAAGCAUGCCCUAGAGGCAACCCUGCACUCUCACAAAGAAGAGGCAACGCGUCUUCGAAGCCGUCUUUCAGCGUUGGAAAAGGAAUUGCAGUCAUCUGAAGAGUUAAGCAGGGAAACGCUUGAGAAGCUGCAGUGCGAGGAACAAGAAAAGCAAGUUAUCACCGCGGACCUGAAGCGUGUUGAAAGGAAAAUUGCCACUGCCGAGACAGAGGCGAGUCACCUAAAACUACAGAUUUCAGAUAUGGAGAAAAAGCUCUGUAGCACAGAAGACUCUUUCAAUGGCGCCAUGGGAAAACUUAAGGCCGAAGAGACCGAGCGUGAAAAACUCUCUGUGAAGUGUCAGCUUGUUGAAGCAGAACUUGCCGAAAAGGACAAGGAAAUAGACGCAGCGAAAGCAGACGUCAUGGGUCUUCGAUCUGAGAUAGAGGGUCUUCGUGCGGGGCUUCGGGUCAAAGCAAGAGAAAAGGCCCAGAAACACCACGACGAGGUUAGCGAGGAACGACGAUACAAAGUACAGCUGAAGAAGGCUGAGGACAAAAUUAGAAGCUUAACCACCGCGCUUGCUGAAUCUCGGGAACAGGAGGCUUCCAUGCGCCGAGAAAUGGACUGGGCUCAAGAACGUGACAGGGAUGAACUUCUUUUGCUACGAGAACACGUAUCCACUUUGCAAACUGAUAUUUUGGCUGUGGAAGAAGAACGCAAGCGGAUCAUUAAGGACAACCGAACACUCCUGUCAAAACACCAAAGCGAUCUCCAGGAGAAGGAGAUAGAGUUGGAACAGAUUCGAGACAACUACAGCAAGACUUUCAAUGAAUUGGACUCCUCUCAAGGACGCAAAGAUACCACCGUGGAAGCAGAAAACGCCGAAGGAUUCGGGAACUCCAACAGAACAGAGGGCGGAAGUACUUCCGCGAAGCAAAACGACGCAGUUGACGAAGAGAGCCACUUCUUGUCGUCUCAACUCAACGAAACGGUAGCGACACUGGAAAAGAACAAAGCCCGCAUCAAUCAACUUGAAGCCUAUCUAACUAAAACACUCACUGAGCAAGACAGUUAUGUCAACCAAAUUCACAUGCUGCAAGACGAGUUGGCUAAUAUGCAGAACGCGAAGAGAGAUGCAGAAAUGCCAGCAGAUUCAAGUCUUCGACACAGCGAUGACGACAAGGACAGCCACGCAGGUCGCAUUACUGAGCUCGAAUGUAACCUUGAAAAGGUCGCAUCUGAAAAACAGAAACAUGCUCAUGAAAUUGAAGAGCUUCGACAAGAGCUGUCAACUCUAAAAGAUAAGAGCAGCGCAGGAACUCCACUGAAGACGGAAAGCGCACCGAAACGAACAGAGAAACCUGUCGCUGCCGCGGCACCGAUUCCAGCAAUCAUACAGCCAAAAGUGGAUAGCACAUCUAUCUCUAUGCUCGAGCCCGACGAAGACCACUCACUCUGUGAUGGCACACGUCCAACGUUAGGAGACAUGAGCGUCAGCAGCAACGUUGCAAUGAGUGUAGCGAGUAGUUUCGCAACUCCUGAUAUCGUUGAAAAACACACCAUGUACGCCAAGAAGGUCAACAAGCAACUAGGCCUUGCUUCUGAGAGAGAAGCCGAAGUGUCAAGAACAGUCGAACGGAAACUGAACCUUUUGAUGAAGGAAAUAUCAAAGCUUUGUGGGCCAGACGUAACUCGCUCAUUGCUCGACGACACGUCUGCUCUCAGUGGAAGUGUCGACUUCUUCCUCUCGGCAACCGACCCUAUGACUCUUGAGUUCGACCUCGAAUGUCGUCUUGCAGAUGUUACUCAAAUGGCUACUAUGCUAGAUGUGUUGCUUGCAGACAAAAAGAAAAUCGAACACAAGAUGAAGGCACUCUAUCAAACUAAUGCUGACUAUGUGAAAGAGGCCAAAGCCAUCAUUGCAGAAAAGAGCGUUGUUUUAAGGCGACAAGGAGAAGUGAUAGACACGCUGACCGAGGAACUGGUCGUUCUGCAGCAACGAGACAAGCUUGAAUCACGCACUUUGAUAAGUGAGAUUUCGCUCCUCAAAGAGAACCUUUCCCAUCUUCAAGUGCAGUUUGAAAAAGACGACGUGGUGAAGGUACAAGCAGAGAAUCGUCUCGAAGUUGCUCUUAGAGAGCACAAGUCGCUAGAAGUGGGCUUAAGGCAAAACCAUCGCGAGAGACACCAUUGUCAAAAGCGGCUGCCGAGAUUUCACCGCGACCUCGAGGCGUUUCAGAACAAGAUGGAGGAAAGGAUUAGCAAACUAAAGAAUGCAGACAGCAGCUCUGAAGAGGACGAUACAGAUCUGAUCAAGAGCGCAAACUGCCUGAAGAGCGCUGUGGAGGAUGUUCUAUCUUACUACAGCAAAGAACGAUGGGAGCUUCGGGUGCAAACCAUCCGAAGCUCGUGUUCUGACUCGGGUGAGCCAGAAUACUUCAUUACUCUACACGACGACGACUACAAGGUUGCAACACAGAACAAGACUCCCAGUACAGAUGCGAAGAGUUCUAUUCCAAGCACAGAUGCGAGAAGUAAGGCGGCCAUAAUUGCCAAAGCCAAUUCACAGCAGCGGUUUGUGUGCUAGCUAGCUCUCCACUUGACUUGGGGAUGCAAAGCGCCACAGCCGCCGAUUAAAAAUUUACAAUGCCAAAAAUGACAGUCUCGGGGGUGCACGCCCUGACCUGGCAAACAUCAACUUGUAACAUACUAUAGUAGAUAUUAUCAU